Cryptotermes secundus is the source of this 5037-nucleotide messenger RNA. RefSeq lists its product as uncharacterized. NCBI's taxonomy places the organism in Eukaryota, Metazoa, Arthropoda, Insecta, Blattodea, Kalotermitidae. The record is from RefSeq and is a predicted model, not a curated record. The coding region runs from base 1 to 4677 and encodes 1558 amino acids. The transcript is spliced from 19 exons. Gene Ontology annotation, molecular function: protein binding.
AUGAAGGCACCAGAUUUUGAACCAAGGCCACAGCAAAUGGAUGGAAAGGGGGGGGGACGUGGCAAGAACAAAUUCGAAAUGAAGGCGACGGCAUAUCUAUUGCGCCAGUUGCAUCUCUCCGACAUUGAUCGGAACUGUCUUGUUGACGCCGACAGGCGCCGUCCUGUCACACCACACAGACAGCUGCGCACAGCCCACGUAGAAAGGGCUCAGGAUAACAGGCCGGUAAGAAAGUGGCUGGAUCAGCAGGAUCAGCAGGAUCAGCAGGAUCAACAGGAUCAGCAAAACUCCUGUUGUUGCUAUGCGGAUGUAAACAUGUCAAGCAACAUCGUCGAGGAAUGGUUAAGAUCCUUACAUUUGGGCCAGUAUGCAGAGUCAUUCAUUGACAAUGGUUAUGACGAUUUGGAAAUAUGUAAGCAGGUAGGGGACCCUGACUUGGAUGCUAUCGGUGUGUUUAACCCCUCACAUCGCAGUAGGCUACUUCAGUCGAUUCGUACGUUGAGAGAAGAAGGUGCAGCUUCUGUGUAUUCUACUUUAGAAGAAACUGCAGCUGUCCAUGAAGACUGUCAGUGCGACACUUCAAGCGCUCGCUCGUCUAGAACCUUGUCCGCACACCAAGGCUUUACAGACAAGGAGCAGCAGCAGCAGCAGCAAAGUGGUCAACGUUGUGGAACGGGCGGUAGCCCUGCUUCUUCUUCUGCUGAUAGUGCACAGGAACUCGGCAAGUACCUUGAUGAAUAUGAAGAGGGGAAAGCAGAACUUGUCAAGAUACCGCGCCUUCAGUUGAAACUGUUGCUGAAAGAUAAACUUAGUCAGGAUGGUAUUCGACUCAGCUGCCAGCCCUAUUCGACCUCGUCGGGUGAGCGCGGAUACUUGGAGGGUCUUGCUUCGAGGUACGCGGACCUGUUCAACACUCACUAUGGAGACGUUUUGGAGCACCUGGAGGAUCUCCGACGGCGAGAGUGGGAAGAGUUGUCCCCUCGGAUCAGGGUCCUCGUGGGCACGACUCCAGGUACUCCGCCUUCAGACGCGUACUCCCCCAGCACCACGGGCCCUGUUAGGAGCAUCGUCGGGCAACACUCCCCACAGGGUCAUCAUGGGCUUACGACUUCACACUCGCAGCCUAUAUACGUCCCCGGCAAGUAUUCGCCGUCCAGUUGUCUUAGUGACAAGGAGGAAGACGAGAUAUACGGCUGUGGGUACGGCGUGUAUGGGAAACAGAUGUUGCACAGGCAGCAGCAACAGAAGAUGAUCGUUUCACCGCAGGUCAACUACCAGAGCUGUCUUAGUCCGAGGUCCGCUUACUUCUAUGAAUUUCCGCCUAAUGAGCAAAGUGGAGGCCAGCAGACGAACAAGAAGAGGACAACAUUCUCGCGGUUCCUGAGAGGUCUGAAGACUGGACACCGCAAGGAGAAGCACUCGGGGAGCUCCCCGAGACAUACACGAUCGAAUGCAAGGGGACUCCAGGCUAGCAGGGUGGGAACUCCAGACAGUGUGGCGGAGAGCAUGCUGUCAUCUAUCGUGGACCCUAGGGACUACGACCGACUUCGAUUUAUGCAAAUGAACGGAGGCACGGGAAACAGUUUUGAGGAAACCAUCCACAGGCUUAAAGUCCAGGAGGCUCUGAGGAAAAGAGAAAGAUUCCACAAGGAACAUGAAGAGAUAUUGCGUGAUAUUCGACAAGGGUUGUUGCAAAUUGGAAGGGAAGGAGUAAGACCAGGUUUGCCCAGGGAUGAUGACACGUAUAUGUAUGAUGACGAUGCUCGGUGUUCUGGCAUUGGGCCUCAUUGGUAUGAUGAACCUCCGUAUGAAAGCGAUCCAGAAGACUUCUUGAUGGGUAGCAAUGCAGGUCAGCCUGUUCCACUUGGUGCGAUUCAGAAUGGCAGGGUUUCUUUCACUCUUGACUUGAGGUCAGAGCCUCGGGGUGAGGGAGUAAUUUCUCUUCGGACAGCUGGGGACAUUUCCAUACCACGUGACCCAUCAAUUAAUGGGCCAGGAGCAUGGCUUCAUCAUGCCCAUGGAUUUGGAAUAACGGGAGGAUCUACACUUACUCCUCGAGGGUCUGCACGCAGGGGACUCCUGGUUCCCCAGUCUGGCCCGUAUCCUGCCACCAUCAUUCCCCUUGGUGGUGGAGGUGGACCACACAUGAGAGAUACACGAGGUGAUGACUAUGCAGGAUCGGAUGUCCAGAGUAUAGGAUCACGCCUGUCCACCAUGUCAAUUGACACUAGCAGAUCAGAACAACUAGAAGGUCAUUGUGGCAUUGCAUCACCUGCCUAUCUGUCUGUACAUGGAGGCAAAGGACAGCCCUUCAGAAAACUUGUUGCAUACACGAGCCGGAGUAGUGCAAGUGAGGAGGGUCUGUCCCCAAGUCAGAGUUCUGAUUAUGAAGACCAGGAGGAUCUUGAGACAGUUCAGCACUCCAUCACAAUCCACAGUGCUGGUGAAACAGGCGGUCAUAGUAGUGGAGUGUCACUGGUUGGUCGUAUGCGUGGACUGAGGCAAGAUGUCCAGAAGAAGAUAUCACGAUUGCGGGCAUCUGGACCAAAUCCUCCUCCUCCAGCACCAGCUCCAGCAGUGGCAGAAGGCAGUGAACGAAGAGGAGAAGCAUUCCCUUCUACCAGUUCUGUUGAGAGUUUGCCUAGUGGCUCUGGGUCUAGCACACAAGCUCUCGUUCCUGCAGCUGGAAGUAACCACAGCUCCUUAUCUGCAGAAGACCGUGACUCAAGUCCAGUCAGCAUUCCUACUCCCACAUCGGUUAUAGCUCCUGUAAUUGGAAAAGCCCGAGCUCUUGUAGACUAUACACCGAGUCCGUACGAUAAGGACGCUCUUAGAUUUAAGAAAGGAGAUGUUAUUGAUGUGGUGGCAAAGAAUGCAAGUGGACUGUGGAAAGGGGUACUGCACAACCGAGUUGGAAAUUUCAAGUUCAUCAACGUGGAGCUGCUAAGUGAGAAGAUGUGCCAACGAGUGACAGGUGGGAAGUACAGUGGUAGACGCUGUGGGUCCAGUGCUAGAGGCAGGCCCCAUUCUGUGGAAGAAUUGCUUCAGAGGAUGAACAUGGAGGAGCACAUUUCUGUGUUUGUCCUCAAUGGGUAUGAGGACCUAGAGCUGUUCAAGGACCUAGAGGGAGAGGAUCUGGAUUAUUUGGGAAUUAGCAACCCCGAACAUCGAGCAAAGAUCCUUACAGCUGUUGAACUGUUGCAUGACUAUGACUCACCAGACAGCCCAGCAGACACAGAUGGUGAUGGUCCAGUGUCUAGCAGUGAGGAUGAUGAGGAUGAUGCUGGGUCCAUUAGCCAGCAUUCUGAAUGUUCCGCCUUGCAGCAGCGUCCACUAGAUGCUUCCAAGUCUUCCUUCCAACGGCUCCAGUUCCCUCGCGACUCUGGAUGCUAUGACUCAUCCAUUACUGCCAUGAAAGAGCAUCUACAUGCGCAUCACCGGCACCACCAUCACAAGAAGUCUGUCCCACUAGGCUCCGCCCUUCGCCACCACAAGGCAUGUGAGGAGGACUCUUCAAAGUGCAGCAAAGAGGGUACAUGUCAAGUGAAAGAAGGAUGUGUGGGUUUGCUUAGAUCACAAGGAGAACGUACCAUGAGGACGCACAGUAAUCGUAGAGAAAUUCCUAAUAAUUUAGAUUCAGGUUUAGUUGCAUCAUUGCAACAUUCUCUGCUUCAACAGUGUUCAGGUGGAAAUAGGAGUGGUGGUGUAGGGGUGGGGACUGUGGAGGGUAGUGAGAUGCAUUACAGAGGGAGUGGUGCUAAGCUGCAAGGUGCAAUGGCCGAUGUUACAGACUUGAGUAAACAAGGUAUGGUACACACAUCUUCUCUUCCUCAACAACAGAACUUCCAUCCCAAUAUACCUGUCACUUCAUCCAGUUUGACAGCUUCUCCUGUUAACCAUUUCCCCUCGGUUGAUUUCACAGGUAUAAUGGGUGGUGGGAGAAGUUUAAUUAGUGCUUCCUCCGUUUCUACUUCCAUUUCCUUCUCUUCUCCAGUAAAAACUUGUGCUGGAAAUUCCUUUGGUGCUGAGCAUAAAUCGGAUUCAUAUGUGGUAGCACGAGGGAAGAACGUGACAGUGGAAUCAUGUCGAAAGGCAGGAAACCCAUCAGCUCCACUGCCUGUUGGAAGUUUGAGAAGCAGCAACAAGCAGCAAGUCCUUUCAGAUUCCCCUCACAGCAUACGUUCACCGUCCAAUCCAUUCUGUGCUGUAACAACGAACGCCUCCAUGGUAGAUGUUUCACCUCAAGUUGCAGCAACACCAUCUCCUUGUAGUGGGGGUGGCACUGGAACCAUUAUAGUUUCAGAAGACUCUUGUGAAGCAAACACCAAACUGACAAUGGUGAAAUAUGUGGUAGGAGGCAACAGUGAUUUAGGACUUGGCUGUGAGGGUGGCAAUAUGAUGGGUACGGGACGAGGGGGUUGCUGUCUUAGUGAAAAGUCCAGUGACUCUGGGGUUAGCUCCAGUUCAGUAUCUUCUGGUAAUCCUAAGGAGAACUGUAGCAGGAAAGAAGGCAAAACAAUUGUUCAGAAUAAUGCGGGUCAGUCUGUUGUCGAGAGUCCUACGAGAGGCUUUGUCAGCUACGGUAGCUGCAUCAAUAACAAUCAUCGAUCGUCUCCUACUAAGAAUUCCAAUAAGGGUCUUGUACUACAAGGUUCUGAUAAGAGUACUUAUCAGUGAAGUAAUAUAUCAAUUAAUUUUGAAAAAUCAAGAAAUCUCGACAACUCAUAUCAAAAACUUAGUCAGUGAUAUAAACAAAAGUAAUGUCCUCCUAGUCUUUUAUUCUUCUUUCUGAUGUAAAGUUUUAAUUGUUGUAAUGCAACAUGAGACAAUGAGCUCAAAUUUGUCAUUGUUAAGAUCUGCUUUUUGAUUUUGUUUUCUUUGACAAUUUUGAGAGGCAUUAUAAAUUAUAGUGAUGAUUGUACCCAAGACCUUUUCAUCAUUGUACAUCCCUGUAAAAAUAUAGUAACUAAUCUAUACAAAACAUGGAUUAUCUUGCUCACCCUUGAGUAACAGAAUAAAACUGUCUUUUACUGAAAA